Knipowitschia caucasica is the source of this 3693-nucleotide messenger RNA. The record is from the annotation of a GenBank genome assembly. NCBI's taxonomy places the organism in Eukaryota, Metazoa, Chordata, Actinopteri, Gobiiformes, Gobiidae.
AUGGUAUUCGGGAGCCACUAUACCAACAAACUCACCACUGCAGGGUCUUGUCUCCAUCCAGCAGACAAGAUAAAAUAUGAGAUUGUUUCACCGUAUGAGGUGACCCAUGAAGGCACAUACAUCUCCCAUGAAGUAUCCCACCAUCAGAGGAGAAGGCGAAGCCCGUCCUUGAGCCCAGACACAGACUCAUCCUGGGCCAAUAGCAGCCACAAGGUUCACUUCCGGCUCAGCGGCCUGGGACAGGAUUUCCACAUGGAGCUGAUGGAGGCCUCACACGACCUGAUCGCACCUGGCUUCACCGUACAAGUCCUGGGAAAGAAUGGCACUAAAAGCCUGAGGGCCUACCACCAGGGCGACCUGUGCUUUUACCAGGGGUCACUGAGGGCAAGGGCCAACUCCUCGGUGGCUCUCUCCACAUGCAUGGGGAUGUCAGGUUUUAUCCGCACCCAAGAUGCAGACUACUUCUUGAGACCCGUGUCUUACAGCCUGGCACAAUCUGAGAACUUCACUGCUGCUCCUGGUCAUCAACCGCACAUUCUCUACAAGAGCUUCAGAGACCCCAAGACGGACACAGGAGACAAGAAACACAAUCGACAGAAGAGAUCACUACAUUCUGCAAUCGCUGGAACCAAGAGCACUUAUGAUCAGCCAAACAGGAGACAUCAUAACCACCACUCCAGGCGCAGAGAGAGCCAAAGACAACACUUCUGUGGGAGACGGAAGAAAUUCAUGCCCAAACCGCCAGAGGAAGACGUGCUGGUUCUGCCGGAUGAGUACAGAUACAAGCCCCGAACCAGGAGGGCGGCACUAACGACGCAGCAGACCAAUCAGAAGCUAAACGUGGAGACACUUGUGGUGGUUGACCGGAAGAUGAUGGACAACCACGGCCAUGACAACAUCACCACAUAUGUUCUAACUGUGCUCAACAUGGUUUCCAGUCUGUUUAAAGAUGGGACCAUCGGUGGAAACAUUAACAUAGUAAUUGUGGGUCUUGUGCUUCUGGAUGAAGAACAGAACGGCUUAGUGAUCAACCACCAUGCAGACCACACACUCAACAGCUUCUGUCACUGGCAGUCAGCACUGGGAAGCCGAGGCGGGCGAAGACAUGAUCAUGCUGUUCUCCUCACUGGUCUGGACAUCUGCUCCUGGAAGAACGAACCAUGUGACACACUGGGUUUUGCUCCAAUAAGUGGCAUGUGCAGUAAAUAUCGCAGCUGUACAGUCAAUGAAGACACUGGUUUGGGCUUAGCGUUCACCAUCGCUCAUGAGUCUGGGCACAAUUUUGGGAUGGUCCAUGAUGGUGAAGGAAAUGUGUGUAAAAAAUCUGAAGGGAACAUCAUGUCUCCUACAUUAGCCGGUCACAACGGGAUCUUCUCCUGGUCCGCAUGCAGCCGCCAGUAUCUCAGCCGAUUUCUCAACACAGCCCAGGCUCUGUGCCUGUCUGAUGAGCCCAAAGCAGUGGAUGAGUAUCAGUAUCCAGAGAAGCUGCCUGGAGAACUCUAUGACGCCGACACACAGUGUAAAUGGCAGUUUGGAGAAAAGGCAAAACUCUGCACUCUGGAUUUUAAAAAGGACAUCUGCAAGGCCUUGUGGUGCCACCGCAUCGGGAGGAAGUGUGAGACAAAGUUCAUGCCAGCAGCGGAGGGUUCUGCUUGUGGCCCAGAUAUGUGGUGUCGCAGGGGCCAGUGUGUGAAGCAGGGCGAUGAAGGCCCACGUCCGCAGCAUGGACAGUGGUCAGAGUGGUCGUCAUGGUCGGCCUGCUCCAGGAGCUGUCAGAGCGGAGUGUCCCAUAGAGAGAGGCAAUGCAACAACCCCAGGCCAGUGUAUGGAGGGAAAUUCUGUGAAGGUUCUUCCAGGUCGUACAAACUGUGCAACACUGAAGAUUGUCCUCCCAACAGUAUUGACUACAGAGCGCAGCAGUGUGCAGCCUUCAACAGCAAGCAGUUUCGAGGGUGGUACUAUACAUGGAGGCCGUACACUAAAGUGGAUGAACAAGACAUAUGCAAGCUGUACUGCUUUGCCGAGGGAUAUGAUUUCUUCUUUGCUCUGGCCAGCAAAGUUAAGGAUGGCACACUCUGCUCCCAGGACAGCUCAAACGUGUGUAUUGAUGGACUCUGCGAGAAAGCUGGUUGUGAUCGUGUACUUGGCUCUUUAUCUGGGCUCGAUGCCUGUGGGGUGUGUAAAGGAGACAACUCUACAUGCAAGAUUCAUAAAGGGCAUUAUACCAAACAGCAUUAUACAAAUCAGUAUUAUGGGGUGGUGACGAUUCCAGCCGGAGCCAGGAAUAUUCGUGUGGUGGAGCUGAACACCUCCAGCUCUUAUUUGGCCGUGCGCGACACACACAGACACUACUUUCUCAACGGACAGUGGACAGUGGACUGGCCGGGCAGACACGCGAUCGCAGGGACCAUGUUUGAGUACAAGAGACCAUACAAUAGACCAGAGAGUCUUCUAUCAGCUGGGCCAACUAAUGAGACACUUAUUAUUGAGAUUUUGCUUCAAGGCUGGAACCCUGGUGUGCGCUGGGAAUACACCAUAAAAAACAUAGAUGAUAAGAAGAAUUACAUUAAACACAGCUAUACCUGGGCCAUUGUUCGCUCACAGUGCUCUGCCACAUGUGCAGGAGGUCAGAUGAACACCAAAGCAGCGUGCUUCAGGGACCUCCGAGUGCAGGUGAACACAUCCUACUGCAACACAAGACUGAGACCUUCUACUGGAGUCAUGCCCUGCAACACUCAGCCUUGUCCUGCCAGCUGGUCUCUGGGAGAGUGGGGUGAGUGCAGCAGGAGCUGUGGAGGUGGGGAUCAAAGUCGACAAGUUCAAUGUGUCCAGAAAAUCAGCUCCUCCAACAUGAAGCCAGUGGCAGACUUCCACUGUCCUCCAGGCGCUCCAAGCAGAAGGCAGAUCUGUAGCACACACAGCUGUCCUCCUGCAUGGUCCCCCGGGCCCUGGACUCAGUGUUCUCGUAAAUGUGGCAACGGCUUGAAGAAGAGGACAGUACUCUGCGUCAGCACUAACCCAGGCCCCCAGCCCCGCACGGUGCCUGACAGCCUGUGUGUUGCACGUCCCAAACCCACCUCCCAGGAAACAUGCUUCCUCAAACGCUGCCCGAAACAGCGCAAGGUCCAGUGGUUUGUUUCCACAUGGCAACAGUGCUCCGCUACAUGUGGCCGAGGUGUUCAGGCUCGAUUCAUCAAGUGUGCAGAGAAGGAUACUGCUGGGAAAUACAGAGAACUUGCGGCCAAGAAAUGCCAGCAUGUUCCAAAGCCGUCGGUGGAGCUACAGAGAGCUUGCACGGUGGCUGAAUGUCCAGUUCGCACGACUCCAGCGCUUUACCGAUGGAAAAGUCCCCGUCCUGAAGCAGCCCCUCCUCUGCCAGUCCCUGCUCCUGCACACAGGCCGCAGUGGCAUCCCUCCGCCUGGUCUCAAUGCACAGUGACAUGUGGAGGAGGAGUGCAGCUCAGGUCAGUCCAAUGCCUUGCUCAAGGAAAUCCCACCACCGGUUGUACUGUUCCUUCAAAACCAUCGACAUCUCAAGCCUGCAACACCAACUUUUGUCCACAACCAGAGAAAAAAGACACAGGCUGCAGGGAUUACUUUACUUGGUGUUACCUUGUGCCUCAACAUGGAGUCUGCAACCACAAAUUCUACGGCAAGCAGUGCUGCCAGUCAUGCUCCAAUUCAAACCUGUGA